GAGGGCGGGCCCGAGCUGCCAUUUCGCGGCCGCCCGGCCCCCCGCUGUCGAGCGGUGCCGCCUCCCUCAGGCUCGGGCGCGACAUGGCGGCGGCGCGGGCGCUGCAGCUGUCGGUACUCCGGCUGCUGCUGCUCCCGCCGCUGCUGCUGGCGCUGCUGCCGGGCCCGGCGGGGGCCGUGUGGCCGCAGCCCCAGGCCCAGAGCUCCCCGCCCGGCGGCGGCCGCUGCCCGGUGCCGGCCCGCCGGUUCCGCUUCGCCGCGGCGGACGGUUCGGCCGUGGGGCCGGGCUGCGCCGUGCUGGACGCCGCCUUCCAGCGGUACUGGCCGCUGCUCUUCGGCCGUCCCACCGAGAAUGAGCCGUCCUGGAAAACACCCUGCACCGAGCUUCUCGUCUAUGUUUCCACUCCAGGCUGCGAUGGGUUUCCCAGCCUAGACUCCAACGAGAGCUAUAAGCUGUCUGUCUCCAAAGGCUCCAUGCUGCUCUCGGCAGAGACCAUCUGGGGAGCUCUCCGAGGCCUGGAAACAUUCAGCCAGCUUGUUGGGAGAGAUGAGAAUGGCACGUACUACAUCAAUGAGACAGAAAUCGUGGACUUUCCCCGCUUCCCUCACCGGGGACUGUUGCUGGACACCUCUCGUCACUACCUACCUCUGAGGGCUAUCCUGGAAACUCUGGACGUCAUGGCUUACAACAAGUUCAAUGUGUUUCACUGGCACAUUGUGGAUGACCCGUCUUUCCCUUAUGAGAGUUCCACGUUCCCAGAGCUCAGCAAGCAGGGAGCCUUCAACGCCAUGACCCAUGUGUACACAGCCAGUGACGUGCGCACUGUGAUCGAGUACGCCCGGCUGCGCGGCAUCAGAGUCAUUGCUGAGUUCGACACCCCCGGCCACACCCUCUCCUGGGGGCCAGGUGCUCCAGGCCUCCUGACUCCCUGCUAUAUGGGCAAGGCUCCUUCUGGAGUCUAUGGGCCCAUCAACCCCAUUGUUAACAGCACCUACCAGUUUGUGACCAGUUUGUUCCAAGAGGUCAGCACUGUGUUCCCAGACUUCUUUCUCCACCUUGGUGGCGAUGAGGUAGAUUUCACGUGCUGGAAAUCCAAUCCAGAAAUCCGUGCUUUCAUGAUUGAGAUGGGCCUUGGUGAAGAUUACAAAAAAUUAGAGUCUUUCUACAUCCAGAGGCUUCUGGACAUCGUCUCUUCCCUUGGCAAAGGUUAUAUUGUGUGGCAGGAGGUGUUUGACAACGACGUGAAGCUGAGGCCUGACACCAUCAUCCACGUGUGGAAGGAGAACAGCAUGCAGUACCUGAACGAGAUGGCCAAUGUCACCAGGGUUGGCUACCGGGCUCUGCUCUCUGCACCCUGGUACCUCAACCGCAUCUCCUAUGGGCAGGACUGGAUAGAAGCCUAUAAGGUGGAGCCCUUGAACUUUGAAGGCAGCCCUGAGCAGAAGGCCCUGGUGAUCGGUGGUGAGGCCUGCAUGUGGGGUGAAUAUGUGGAUGUCACCAACCUGACCCCCAGGCUCUGGCCAAGAGGUGGGGCCGUAGCCGAAAGACUCUGGAGCAAUGAGACUGUGAGGAACGUGCAAGACGCAUACGCUCGGCUGGCAGAGUUCCGCUGCACCCUACUUGGGCGUGGUGUCCAGGCACAGCCUCUCUACGUCGGAUACUGUGACCAUGAAUUUGGUGGGGUUUGAAGGGAGAGCCCCACUGCCCUCUGCGCACACAGGAGGAAUAUUCCCCCCUCAAAAGGGCAGAGGGACCCCUUGCCACCCCACCUUCUGCUCUGUUCAUUGCAAUGAACAUUUCUUUUGCCUCAGCAUGCACUCUUUACCUCUUUUUCUAUUUUUAUUUCUUUAAAUCUAUAAAUAAAUUACCCCAAAGAGGAAAAAGGUGCCUAUUCCUGCUCAUCUGGUGCUUGGGACACCGUGCAAGGGUUAGCAGGAGAUGGGUAGGGCUUGCUCCAGAGAUGCUGGUGGAGAAGCAUCAUCCUGGCAGCUCUGGAGUUUGCAGAGUGCUUGCAUAGCUGGAUAAACUGUGCUUAGCCUCUGCUGCUGUCCCAGGGUUUGCUUCUGCAGUCACAUUGUGCUGUGAGGUCCUGUCCUUGUCCCUUCUCUCUCUUGUGAUGGCCAGGCCUGCAAGCCACCACCUCUGCUGCCCUAAACUCUGGCUGCUGCCACCUCCUCUGACUUUUCCACAGCAGAUGAUAUCCUGGAGCCUCUUUGAGGAGCCCUUGCAAAUCUGCUAAAUGGUGCAUGGAUAUUACAAAAUCUCUGCUCAGUUCUUCAGGCUGUCACCUCUGCCUGGGAUUUGGCCAACUGACCCAUCCUCUUCCUGCUCCGUUAUUCUGAGGGUGAAGAGCUCAGCUCCAGGUCUCCUCCAUCCAGAGGGGUUGGUUUCAGGGGUGUUUUCCUUGGAGAAGAAACCAGUGGUGCUGCUGUCCCAUAGAGCUGGGACACGUGUGAUUGUUGUCCUUUGAUGGUUGGGAUUGCUAUGCUGGAAACGGCAUUCAGCUGAAAGCAGGGAAUCUGUCAGGAAGAAAUCCUGGCUGGCUGGGACUGUUGUAUGUGUGUCUUGGUCUUAAGUGAGUGAGAUACACUGUUAUGGCUGGAAACCUUUCAUGACUGAACUUUAAAUUAAAAAUAGUGAAUUAAUGGUUA
Molecule: messenger RNA, 2651 nt
Organism: Vidua chalybeata
Lineage: Eukaryota; Metazoa; Chordata; Aves; Passeriformes; Viduidae
Gene: HEXA
Product: hexosaminidase subunit alpha
Exons: 14
Coding region: 84-1688 (534 amino acids)
Biological process (GO): carbohydrate metabolic process; ganglioside catabolic process; glycosaminoglycan metabolic process
Cellular component (GO): membrane
Molecular function (GO): beta-N-acetylhexosaminidase activity
Source: RefSeq, a predicted model, not a curated record